AUGGAGGUGAUUUACAGAAACGUGACGAACACGUAUUUCGACUACCGGAGGGAAAUAAAAAAAAAGAAAAACCGAUUCAAGCUGUCCGCGUAUGAACAGCUGGACGACGAGGAUUCCGGGAGGGAGGAGAACCUGCUAAGUCGAUCGGAAGACCUAGAGAUGCAGGCGCACAGUCUGCUGCCACCCCAGUGGAUUGAGAAAAUAGAGGAGUGCUCAGAGGACAUAGGAAACAUCAAGUUAAAAUUAAUGGAGCUGGAAAAAAUAAAAAAAAAAAAACUAGUAAAUGUUUUACAAGACGAUCAGAUGAUCGUAGAGGAAAUUGCCAAGAUGUGCACUGAGAUAACUCUUUUGAUUAAAAAUUGCGAGGGGAAAAUUCAAGCGAUCGCAUGGGAUGAUGCAGCGUGGGGGGAGGGGAAAGACAUGCCAACCGACGAACAACAUGCCAGCCCGCAAGACGAACGAACGGAGAAGCAGCCCCCCCCCAACGACCUAAUUGGACAGCUAAAAAUAAACGCAAAAAAAAGUUUAAUUUCGCAACUUAAAUCCAUCUCACAGGGGUUCCACAACAAACAAAAGGCAUACAUAAACGAAUUUAAAAAAAUUUCAAAUGAGUGUAACGAUUACGCGGGUGACUUUGCUGUUGAAACAGUGGGAGAUGUCCAAGGGGAGGAGUUAACCUUCCAGGGGAAUAACAAUCUCAGUGGCAUAAAUAUGGUAAAGAGAAACACAGAUUUGAGGAAGAUCUCCAACACAGUUAUCGACUUGCAUCACAUUUUUAAAGAGCUGUCUGUCAUGCUGGUGGAGCAGGGCUCCAUGCUGGAUCGAAUUGACUACAAUUUGGACCUAUCCAUCGAUAAGUGCGAAAAGGGAUUAAACAAAUUAAAAAUUUUCCACAAGAGCGAGGGGGACAGGCUGGCUGCUCGCUGCGUGUCCUUCCUGACUUCGCUCAUCUUUGCUUUGUUAAUACUCAUCAUUUUGAAGCAUUUGUACUGA
This is a messenger RNA of Plasmodium vivax (malaria parasite P. vivax), 993 nucleotides long. Its product is annotated as t-SNARE, putative. Lineage: Eukaryota; Apicomplexa; Aconoidasida; Haemosporida; Plasmodiidae. Gene Ontology annotation, molecular function: SNARE binding; SNAP receptor activity. Gene Ontology annotation, cellular component: endomembrane system; membrane; SNARE complex. The transcript has a single exon. Gene Ontology annotation, biological process: vesicle-mediated transport; vesicle fusion; intracellular protein transport. The coding region runs from base 1 to 993 and encodes 330 amino acids. The record is from RefSeq and is a predicted model, not a curated record.